UUCUGGCCGCCAUCAUUGUUAGUGGCACUGAAGCUCGCGCGGGGGGGAAUAAAAGCUGGCACUGCGGCGCGUGUUUGUGAAUCGUGGACACGCAGUCCGAGUGUCACUGAGAGUUGCCGAGACAGCAGCUAUGGUUCAGACUUGCUCGGCUUACGGCUGUAAAAACCGUUAUCACAAAGAUAAAGACAUCUCCUUCCACAAGUUUCCCCUUGCCCGCCCGGACAUCUGUGGUAAAUGGGUGACAGCAAUGAGGAGGAACAAUUUCAAGCCAACCAAGUACAGCAAUAUCUGUUCACAGCACUUCACGAAAGAGUGCUUCAAGAGAGAGUGCAACAACCGGGUGUUGAAGGAGAACGCCGUGCCUUCGCUUUUUGACUUCAACCCCGACAUCAAGGUGAAGCAGUCAGAAUGUCUGGAGGAUCCCUUCCCCUCCGAGAUCCACUUUCCCCUCUCCUUUCCCCUGACCUCCGCCCCCGUCAUGGAGGAGGCGGAGUCCGAGCCGGUAAGGAGUCCACCGGAUAUCCCCGGUGACACGGUGAUGGUGUCCUGCGACCAUAAUUACACAGCGGAAGACUCUGCGCGGCAGAAGAAGCGCAUCCAGCAGUUGGAGGAGCAGCUGGAGCUCCUGAGGAAGAAGCUGAAAACGACACAGCAGAAGUGCCGGCGUCAGGAGAGACAGCUCAAAAGCCUGAGGGUCUCUUGUAAGACCGGCAGGACGGCGCGCGACGCGCCGACCGCGUUCAGCGAGGGCUACGUCAUUUUACCAAAACACAUCUACCACACGCUCAAAGGCAUCGAGUAACGGGAUGAAGGCCACAAGACUAAACUGUCCUGUUGAUCUUGAACAGUUGGUGGCGCUGUUGAAUAAAGCAGCGAGGCGGCGGAACCGACGUGGAACAUCAAACGGAGCGGGUCGGCGUCGCACCACGAUUCGGUUUUUCCAAACGUGUUCCAGAGUGACCACUUAUGUCACCGUGGCAUUGCUUGGCAACCGGCAGUUUUGCACAUUCGGAAAAGCUUGGCAAUUAGUUAACGUCCGUUGUGAUCUGCUUUUUGUAAAACCUGUUAACAAAUGCCAUGUCGCGUGUUAAUUAGAGGGACAUUUUGGAGCACCGGACAGAGUCAGCCCCCCCCCCCCCCCCCCCGACUUUCCUCUCAUCACGCCAUUUUUUGUACUCAUCAUAUCUGUGAGAAGCUUCCAAUUGCACACUUGAGUGCCCGCUGAUGUGAUGAGCUUUUACCCUGAAGAUUGUGGUUUGGAUUUUGGUGCUACCUUUACUUAAUUUGUUUUGGGGGAUUUUGUAUUUCUACAAAAGAAGAAAAACCACGUAAUCAAAAAUAAAAUGGAAAAAGAAAACCGU
Molecule: messenger RNA, 1361 nt
Organism: Hippocampus zosterae (dwarf seahorse)
Lineage: Eukaryota; Metazoa; Chordata; Actinopteri; Syngnathiformes; Syngnathidae
Gene: thap1
Product: THAP domain containing, apoptosis associated protein 1
Exons: 3
Coding region: 131-802 (223 amino acids)
Molecular function (GO): sequence-specific DNA binding
Source: RefSeq, a predicted model, not a curated record